Molecule: messenger RNA, 288 nt
Organism: Cercopithifilaria johnstoni
Lineage: Eukaryota; Metazoa; Nematoda; Chromadorea; Rhabditida; Onchocercidae
Source: the annotation of a GenBank genome assembly
AUGGAGGAAUGGAUAGAUGGAUGGGUGGAUGAGUGGAUGGAUGGGUGGAUGGAUGGGACAAGCCUUGGCAAUAAUUGGAUGGAUGGAUGUUUUAAGGAAAGCAAUAGCAUAGCCUUAUCUUGGGUCCUGGCCAGGGAAGGUGGAAAAAGAAUGCUAGUAAAAAAGAAUGUGUGCUAUUCGCAUGCAUGCAUGCAUGCAUUUCAUCCACCACUUCCAUCAGAUUCUUACACUUCUCCAGAAGCUUUUACAUUUUCAAUGCCAUCCCCAAAGGCUUCCGUUAGCAGUUAG